Molecule: messenger RNA, 7480 nt
Organism: Micropterus salmoides (largemouth bass)
Lineage: Eukaryota; Metazoa; Chordata; Actinopteri; Centrarchiformes; Centrarchidae
Product: FH2 domain-containing protein 1-like
Exons: 14
Coding region: 1-3774 (1257 amino acids)
Source: RefSeq, a predicted model, not a curated record
AUGAACCAACGGGACAAACCACCUCCCCCUCUUCUUCCUCCUCCUCUUCCUCCUCCUCCUCCUCCUCCCCAGCUGCCCGUGUUUCCUGGGCUGGGAGACCCUGUAGGAGGAGGCCUGAGGAAGAAGAAGAGGGUGAGGAGUUUCUUUUGGAAAACGAUACCAGAGGAUCAGGUGAAGGGGCGGGCCAACCUGUGGACUCAGGGUCGGGUGCAGCAGCAGUACCAGAUCGACGUACAAACCAUCGAGGAGCUUUUUGGUCAGAACGACUGUCAAUCAAACGCCAAGGCCACACCUACCAGGGGAGGGAAGACCAGGAGCUCGUUCAGAGAGGCCAAAGAUGAGGUCUCCAUUCUAGACUCUAAGCGAGGGAUGAACAUUGGGAUUUUCCUCAAACAGUUCAAGAGGGCCAAUCAGGCGAUAGUAGAUGAUAUUCGUCAUGGCAACAGUGAACCUUAUGGGGUGGAGCCUCUGAAAGACCUGCUGAAACUGCUGCCUGAGGAGGAGGAGGUGAAGAAGCUGAAGGCGUUCCGAGGCGACGUCUCUAAGCUCCCAUUGGCUGAUUCCUUUGUGUACCUGCUGAUUCAGCUUCCCAGCUACUCAGUCCGGAUCGAGUGCAUGCUGUUGAAAGAGGAGUUUCCUGGGGUGUGUGAGGCCAUGAAACGAGACAUUAACGUCCUUCGCUCCGCCACUAAAGAGUUAAUGUGUUGUGAGGAGCUCCAUGCUGUUCUCCACUUGGUGCUGCAGGCUGGAAACAUCCUGAAUGCUGGAGGUUAUGCAGGAAACGCAGUUGGUUUCAAGCUGUCGUCCCUCCUUUCUCUGGCCGACACCAAGGCCAACAAACCGGGCAUGAACCUGCUACACUUUGUCGCUCUGGAAGCACAGAAAAAAGACAAGAAGCUGUUGGAGUUUCCACUGAAGUUGAGUCACGUCCAGCCUGCAGCCAGGAUCUCCUUGCAAACGCUGGACACUGACUUGCAGUGGCUGAUGUCUCGCAUGCGCUCAGUAGAGGAGAACGUCCAGAGAGACACAGAGCUGCUCCAACAACUCGACCACUUCCUGCAGUCAGCCACCUCGUCUCUGUGUUCGCUGCGUGGAAGUCGGCAGCAUCUGAAGAAGGAAGGCAGUGAGCUGAUUGACUUCUUCUGUGAAGACAGAGAAACGUUCAGACUGGACGACUGCUUCAGCAUCUUCCACACUUUCUGCUCCAGGUUCACUGAUGCUGUCAAGGAGAACAAGGAGAGGGAGGCUAUGGAGGCAGCCCGUUUCCGGCGUUUACAGGAGCUGGGGGAUCAGAAGAGCCACUCUUUGCCCAGGAGUGCGGAGGUGGGCAGAGCGUUCGGGUUGCGCUGCAGCAGCGAGACGGACAUGUCAGCUGCCAUGUCACGACACGACGAGGCCGGACAAGGCCGUCCCCGCUCACCACUAAAUACCUCCCUCAAUCCUCUGGGACGCUCGAGCAGUUUACGGCGGUCCCGACACUCUCCAUCCAGUUCGCCGUUUAUUGCUGCUGAGCGCGAACUGAGCACGCUCCUGGGGAUGGAGACCCCUGAGAACAAAUUCGCCCAGCAGAGAGGUGAGGGAGAAGCAAGGACAGCUUUUCCUUCGGCCUCACCUGAACUUAGAGGUCCAAGACUCUCCUCUCAGACUCGGCCGCAAAGUCCAAGGAGCACAACAUACAGCUUACCCCAAAACCAGCAGCCUCAAACGGACCACAUGGCACCGCAAACCCCCUCCUCAUCUCCCAACACCUCUUUGAGUGCACUAAACGCAAACCAUACAACCGCCACUUACCUCAGCUAUGAUGCUACCCAGACUGUAGUAAACACCAUCAAUCCCACAAAUGAAGUUACAAUCAAGCCUACCUCUGAUCAGAACCACCGAUCCGACCACAACAACAAUGGAAAAGAUCGACUCAGCCUGGGAGUGCUUUCAGACCAUCGAACUCAAUCUGGUUUGAGGGGGGAACUAGCAAGAAUGAACAAAGCUGAUCAGAAUUUUAAUGGACAGAUCGCCUGCAUUGACAAGACGUUUGAAAGCAGCACUGCUGCUACAGGCAACAUGUCUGUGGUUUUAGAGAAAUGCACAUUGGUGCCUGAGCUGAAGGUGUUCAACAAGGUCACCACCCUGACCAGCCACAACGAGGGGCAUCACAAGGACGAUAUAUUAGUCACAGACUUGGAAGAAGAAGGAGUGGACAAAUCUCAAAUCCAGAAGCUGCAGAAUAACUCUCAGAUUGGGAAUACAGAAAAAUCUGAAACAACCUCAUCCUCGUCAGGUAGAGAGGAAGAGGAUGGACGAGAGGAAAAGGUGAUUGUAUGGUGCGUGACAGGUGUGUGUGAGGCAGGCGGCGAGCUCACACACGCUGACAGCACACAUCCACAAACUGAGAACGAUGAGUGUAGGAGUGACAGUCGGGGAGGAAGCCGUCAGACCUCCUCUGCCGCAGCCAAUUGCAAGCCUUCAGAACCUCAGCUGGCCAAUAAGAAGCUAGUGCCUGUACCUAUCAGCAGCCAACCGGUGCCUGUCUCCCGUGGUGACGACCCGUCACAUCCUGUCUCUUCCCCCAUGUGGCACCCAGCAGAGCUUGCAUCAGCCAGUGAAGCAGCUGCUCACACCACAGAUGUCUGUGAGGAAGCUAAAGAACCAGCCAAUCAAGGGGAAGAAAAACAUUGCUUCACCACUGAGAGGAGAGAGGGAGAGGCUGUCACACAACAGUCAACAGAUGACAGGAGCAGAAACGAGACUGCUUCCUGUUACACAACCACUGAAAAUACAGAAGUGGCUUCCUCCACUAAUGGACAGUUAGAACCAACAACUUCGUCCAAACCCUCCACCAAGAACCUCCCAACCUCUAAAACUCGACCCGCUGGGAUGAAGCCCGCCACCCUGAACACCGCCUCUGCUGCAAACAAAUGCAAGCCUGUCCGCACCCUGACUAACUCCGAGAACCAAGGCAUGAGGCGGGUUGUGCCCAUCUCCAGGUCCAGCCGAGGUUCUCCGUCUCUGAGCAAACGUUCUGAGAGGCUGUCUGGUAACCACUGGGGCUCCAGCACUGCAGCACCUGCCAGUCCGUCCAUCUCUAACCUCAACUGCAACUCCUUCCGACGAGGAGAGAGGCCGUCAACUGCUCCUUCAUCCCGACGCUCCAGCAUCCAAAAGACACCGGACUCCAAGGAUUUGAAAGACCAGAAGGUUUCAGGUACUAAUGCAUCUGCCCGAGAGCAGAACCAGGAGUUGCAAAGGAAGUCGUCUAUCCGAAAGCCUUUAUCAAAACCCAAACCCCCGCCAGAGGAGAAAAUUUGUCGCUCCACACUGCGGGCGCUCACUCAGGCCGGGGGAGGUGACAGUGUCAGUGCCCCUGCCACUCCGUUGCACAAAGCCACUGCCCCUUCAUCAUCACCGCUUCCAAGUUUCGCCCGAAACACCGCCUCGUCUUCUUUCAGGCAAUCCCACACCACCCUUGCUCGUCCCCAUUCACCCCACACUGGCUCGGACUGCUCCCCGAAAUCCUCCCCGAAGAUCACCAAGACCACCUCCUCCUCUGUUGCCCCACCUGGCGCCUCCUCACCUGUCACCCUAACAGAAGUCUCUGCCCCCUCAAGAUCUUCUGUUCCCCUCAACCCACCCUGCCCAUCUCCACUGAGAAGGACUCAGAGCAUCAGGGUAAUACGCUCAUCGCUCCACGACUCGCUGGUUCCCCCUAAAGGCACCUUCUCCGACAAGUCAACUAAUUCUAGGGACUCAGUCAAGUCCACCAGGCCAAGCUGGAGAUAACAGCAGAAAUCUGAGGCUGCCUUCCAACAUUAAGUCCAAGCAGUGUCAAAAAGUCCUUCCUUCUUUACUGGGGGUGGAGAGGAAGUCAGAGGAUGCAUUUCAAUAUUAAGUAAACUUCUAUUUAUGUAUCUCAAGUUUAGCCAACUAAGAAAGGAGGUUACAUUCCAGUAUGAAGUACAGACACUGUCCACGUUUAAAGGUUUCAUUACAAUAUAAAGAUUAAUUUGUCUUCUAUGCAUUCAAAUUUAAAGUAUUUUUCAGCAGUAUUUUCCAAUGUUUUAGUUUUGAUGUGUCUAAUUGGGACACAGUUUUAAAAAAAAGAAAAAAAUCGGUCCGGUAUUGAGUGAGCGCUUUGCAGUCAGCAGCAGCAAAACAGGGCUGCAACAUAAUCUUUGUGGGCAAUUGUUGUCCCGUGAAAGUAUGUUCACCAAAGUGCUUGUUUUUUCCACUGACAGGCUCAGAAGUGUCUGUUGCUAUGUUUCUCUUGUCAAAGCCACCAGACAUAAUUUCACCUUAAUGAACACAGGAGCUGCUGGUCGUUUAGUUUGUUUGUUAUUGUGUGAACAAACUACCUGACCAGGCAGCAGCAGAACAGAGAGAUAAUAAAUAUGGUUUUUGUCAAGGGAAUCUGGUGGUUCUGGAGAUCACAAUAUAAUGACUGUUUCUGGUUAAACAAAAGGGUCUUUACUCUUUCAAAAGAAGACUCUCUCUGCCGGGAUCCUUUCCAUGAUGUUUUCAGACACUUCUAAAAACAAUCUCAGCCUGUCAGUGGCAAAAACAAGCACUUCAUUGGACGUACUUUGACAGGGCGCAAUUGCCUGCAUGGGAAACUAAGGUCCAGGUAGCAAAAUACAAAACUUACCCUUUAAUCCAUGCUGGUGGAAAAACGAUGUAUUCAGUUUAAAAGCACUACAUUAUGUACACUAUGCUCACUUUAUACUGUAAAGUGUUUAUAAUGUGCUCUGAAAGACCAGAGAGGCUUCAUUCCAAGGAAGAAUAAAGUGUCUCCAAUGAGUACUUUUAAACACUAAAGCUAAGUGGUAAUUCAUUCCUGAAGCAUAAUACAGAUACUCUCUUGUCCUAAGGAAAGGCUGCAUUCUGACAAAAAGCUGAAAAGCACAGCUCUUCUCUUAAGGCCUGCUCAUGCCAGUAAGCGGUACAAGGAAAUGUAUCCUUUCGUGAAAUAUGUGGUUCCUAUGAUGUAGGGACUAGUUAGUAAACUUCUGUAGCUUGUAAGCUAACUGCUAACACGUUACACAGCCGGGGUUAGCAUCAUUCUGUUACAGUAGCACUCUUUUUCGUUUUCUCUGUACUUGGCCGUAAUUCCCCAAGCUGGCAUUUUCUUCCCAGGACAAUUAAUUUAAUAAAGAGUUGUUGGGGGGGAAAAGGCUGUCUAAGCAAACAAGCUCGCUAACUUAGCCUCUUUUGUGGAGCAGUUUAUCUCUGUCAAAGGACGUUAAAUAAAACUGAAUGGUGCAAAACAGCUAAUAAGCUACGACAGUUUCCUCCAUUUUGGACUCACUGGCUUUCCAUUCCCUCAAAGACCAGCACUGAAAAACUGGCAUACUAUUAGUCAAUGGUGCAACUUUGUAUGUCAAAGUUUACUGAAGUUGAACACGAGUUUAAAAGUUUAAAAAAUGAAUCAAUUUCGCUGGUUGUUUUAAAUGCUGGUGUGAACAGGCCUUUCACACAAAGCCCCCAAAUCCUGUUUGGAGACAGAGGGACCUAUUCUAAUAUGAAAUAUACUUUACAGAUGAUGUAUAGGCUGCAUUCCAAUAUGACGAUGUCUUGAACCCUUAGACCAGGGGUGGCCAAACCAACUGCAGCUGAUUUUAAAUGCCCCACAGUGGAUUUAAAAAACUAACUACAAAACAAAAACUAGAACAAAAUGUUAGAAUUUGGCCCUAUCAAUUCUUCUACAUCCAUUCUACUACGUUUUCAUUUUAAAACACAGCACUUUUGCUACAUUUGCACCUGCCGUUCAGACUAAAACGGCGUAUCUGAAGAGUUUGAAAACUCUGUAGACCGCGUUUUCAUUUUAAAACUCCAGGGUAGCCUAGUGCGGAUAGGUGAAAACGGAGGACUCACAUUUGGCUUCCUGAUUGGGUCUUAUCGGUCAUGGAGUAUUCUUCCCUAAUUCAUCAGGCUCCUGUCACAUGACCCAUCUCUGGGACAAAACAUACAUCAGCAUGGCGCGAGUUCAGCACCGACAAAACGUAGCAAAACGUUUUUUUCAAUGUAAACGGUGGUGCAUUGAACACCCUGUUGUGUACGCAAGCGCACUGCAUUUUCCUGCCUUUUGUGCUGACUUGUCGCAGCUGAUUGGGUGACACGUCUGACACGCCCACCAAAUGGGAGAAAAAUACCUCAUUGCACAACAUUUCAAGGAAACAUGACGCAAAACGUUUUGAGAUUGAACUCGCCCCUGGACUACCAGUAGUGAGGGCAUCAUGGAUAACGUAUUACAACCGUUACUGACCUUGAUGUCUUUGCUAACAGCUCUUGUAUCGUCAAAACUGCAGAGUAGACAAUCUGCUUCCUUUUUACACCAGCAUGCCCAGUGUAUGGACGUGAAUGGUCAUGAUGUGCGUUUUCAGUCAUUUUAGUACGGACGGACGGAUAAAUUCUGAUACACAGAUAAAAUGCUGAUGUGUAUGGAGAUCUUUUUCAUGCAAAACUUAGUAAUGUGAAUGUAGCCUUAGUGUAAGUGGUUUUACAAACUGAUAACGGACUUAUAAAUAGCCACAUGAAACACACUCCACCAUUUUACUGCUGAAAAAAUUUGUCGAUUAAACCGGUAAUCAGUUGUUAGUUUCGGCCCUAAAUCGUUGUUUAGCUGAGUAAUUUGCACUCUUACAUGAAUAAUGCCACAGAUUCUUGCAUUUAACUUUUUGUACUUGCCUUCUGGAAGUAAAGUCAGGUAAAGUACACACAGCCUCUGAACUCAUACCUAAAUGUUAUAAAUUUCACCAAGGGCAAGGCCACAUUCCAACACUAACAAUCUACAGUAAAUCUUGCUCUUCUCAUUCAUUGUGAACUUAACCAAGCCUCCCUUUUCUGUGUUAAACCCCUCCAAGAUGCAAACUACAUUCUAAUACUAUCUACACAUAAUUUCCUUUUCCUACGAGCUUUGUACCAAUACGAAGGUCACCAAGCCUCAUAUUGUUUGGCGAAAUGCACUGACACCCAAUAAUGCAGCAUAAAAAUGUAUUUUCAUGACAUUCUCGUUCUUGAGAAAAAAAAACAUGAAAAACAACUAGACCUGCAAGUACAAAUAAUUACACACCUGGCUUCAUGGGGAACACAAGGUAGUUUUUAUUCAUGAGUAAAGAAAGGAAAUAAAUGUCUGCAUCUACAUAUGUGUAAUUACAAUUAUUUUAUAACUCUGUAAUUUUUCCAAUGUUUCUGGUAAUUGACAUGACUGAAUCCCAGCUGGGCAUUUCCUAAUUUCUUGAAAUCACAUCAUUAUAAUUACAAACUUAAAUUGCUAAAUAACUGAGAAUCAUGAAGUUUUAAAAAGAGUGAUUAGUUUAGACGAGGGGAUAUUUAAAGUGUCUCUGACUCAAACCAACAGUGUCUGCAGUGCCAAGUUUGUAGAUAUGACAUAUUUGUAUGUUUAUGUAUCUCUAUUUAUGUAUGAAGUUAAUAUUUGUUAUAUAUAUAAUCUAGUAUCUGCUACUGAAUAAAGUAUUAUUCCUCCAACACA